AUGGACCGCUUCAGCGAGACUCGCAAGCUGCUCCGGUCAAAUCGACCCCCAACGGAGACUCAACUGGACCAAUAUCGCGCGUCAUUAGAAGAAACAAAGGAGGUCAUUAAAGGAGCAGAGCGAAGGCUAGAAGAGCUACGCGAACUGGAGCAAGACUAUCUUCGCCUGUUAUCACCUAUGCGGCGCCUCACCGACGACGUUCUCCAGGAGAUCUUUCGCUUGACACAACCGAUGGACCUGAACCAAUGUGGCGACCGGAAAAUGCUUUGGACUCUCACCGCAGUAUGCUGGCGCUGGAGGAACGUAGCAGAAUCGUCUGCGACCCUUUGGAACCGACUGUACGUCGCGGGUAAUGGCAACCCGAAUGACAGGAUGUGGUUCAAGGACCCUGCUCAUCGCAAGAAGCACCUUCGGUGGAUGAAUCUCUGCAUCAAGCGCUCGAAAAAGGCGCCCUUGUACCUCUACCUCGACCUAGGUGCCUCCUAUACCCCGAUGGACCACACCGUGCAAUCCGACUUGAAGGCAUUCUUCGAACCUAUCGCUCCUAGGUUAUACCACCUCACACUUAUCUCAGAAGACAUGGAUCCGAUUUUGUACUUCCCUCCAUUCACGGAUAGCACAUUCCAGGAGCUGCGCUCUAUUUUAAUCCUUCCUGUCGGCGUCAACCGCGAGUGGGCUGACCCAUUCCGUCCGGAUUCGACACCUUUCCUCCCCAACUGCUCCCAUCUUGAAGUAUUCGACAUCGCUUCGGUCGGCCCUCAAUUCCCCCUUCUCAAGAUCACCAGCGAGGAACUUCGUGUCAUCUCGGUGGAUUGCAGACGGGCAGGCUCCCCUAGCAUGGUUUUGCAGCAUUGGCUGGAUUUGCGUAGCGCGUCGUUCGAGAAGAUAGAAGCGGGACUUGGAAGGGAAGAUCCACCGCCUAUGACCAGGCUCACUGCCCCGCAUCUCGCUUCCUUGACGCUGGGGUUUUGUGAAGGUGUUGACCCAGCAACGGUCCUUCGUCCCUUCAAAGGGUUCCGACUCCCGUCUCUAACCUCCCGUUGUUUGAAAUCGGAAGGGAGACGUUUCAUGGAUGGUCCCGACUGGUGCUCUGACAAGGACUUUCGGUCUGUAUUGUCGCAGUUGGAAGAGCUGGAUAUGGGCCAAUGUCCAAUCAGCUUGGACGAGGCGAAGGCGAUCCUCCAAUCUUCCCCGCAUCUCCGAAAACUGUGUCUCGCCACAAUCCCGGAAUUUGACUUCAGGAGCCUCAUGUGGAUUCUCACCUUCACCGACAACUCUUCCAAGCUCGUUCCAGAGCUAGAAGAACUAUACACCCAUACCCGGUCCGAGACUGUGGUCGCAACCUACAUCCAGCGAAUGAUUAGGUCAAGGACUCUGGAACUCCCGAAACCCAGCGACCGACGUUUGCGAAAGGUGACCGUCGUCUUUCCGGACUAUUUUAUCGCCCAUCCAAAUGACGCAGUCGAGUGUCCCAUCGAUGAUUCUGUUGAGGUCGAACUCUCAUCAACACACUAUGGCGAAGGGCUGUAUCCCUGGAGGCCAACGAGGUGGAAUUCUUGGCGGAACAAAGUCGGGCCACGUCCUGAAGGUCUUGACGAGAAUGGUUUGCGCAGGGCAGCUAGGUCGCAACUAGGAAGGUCUGACGCAGGCAGCGUGCUCAUGAGGGUGUUUUCCCCUCGUCUGUACAGGUCAUAAAUCUACAAUAAAAAAUAUAAACAAG
Molecule: messenger RNA, 1720 nt
Organism: Coprinopsis cinerea okayama7#130
Lineage: Eukaryota; Fungi; Basidiomycota; Agaricomycetes; Agaricales; Psathyrellaceae
Exons: 1
Coding region: 1-1695 (564 amino acids)
Molecular function (GO): protein binding
Source: RefSeq, a predicted model, not a curated record